AUGUCUGUGCGGUUGGUGGGCGGAGGGAGCCGGUGUGACGGGCGCGUGGAGGUCUUCCAGCACGGGACGUGGGGCAGAGUCCUGGAUGAGCAGUGGGACAUGCAGGAGGCCAGCGUGGUGUGCCGGCAGCUGCAGUGCGGAGAGGCAGAGGCAGCCUACACCCCCGUGCUGGUCCGGGAGGGCAGCCAGCCCCUGAGCAUCGGGGUUCUCCCCACUGCAGGGAGCCGGCGGGUCCGGCUGGUGGACAGGGCUGGGCGCUGUGCCGGGAGAGUGGAGAUCUACUACCAGGGGCGCUGGGGCACCGUCUGUGACGACGCCUGGGACCUGGCCGACGCCGCCGUCGUUUGCCACCAGCUGGGCUGCGGAGGGGCCCUGGAGGCAGCCGGCUCUGCUCGGUUUGGGGAGGGCUCCGGGCAGAUCUGGCUGGAUGGCGUCAGCUGCUCCGGGGCCGAAGCUGCUCUCUGGGACUGUCCUGCCGAGGCCUGGGGGCAGCACGACUGCGGGCACAAGGAGGACGCGGGAGUCAUCUGCUCAGAGUUCAUGGCCCUGAGGCUGGAGAACAGUGAUGGCUGCUCCGGGCGCCUGCAGGUUUUCUACAGCGGGACGUGGGGCAGCGUUUGCUCCAACUCCAUGACCACCGAGACGGUGUCACUGGUGUGCAAGGAGCUGGGCUGCGGGAAUGAAGGGGAACUGGAAACAGAUUCUAACUAUGCCAAGCUGUCUGGUACUGCAUGGCUGGAUCACGUGGAGUGUGGGAAGAGCAACAGCUCUUUCUGGCAGUGUCCCUCUGCUCCCUGGAAUCCGCAGUCUUGUGAUGACCUCCGAGAAGAGACCCACAUCACCUGCAAUGGUAAAUCUGAGCCAUCAAGGCACCAGGUCCUGUUCCCCGCAGGAUAUGGUGAAAUGCAGAGAAGGAACCCAGAGAAGCUUUGGCUUUCUGCAUUAGACCUUGUAGCUGCUGGAGGAACAAAGGUGACUUCAGCUUUUAAAACUACCCAUGCCCACAUCAGUACCUGGUCAGGCUGCCAUCAGUCACUGGGGGAGGCAGAGGCAUCUCCAGGCGGGUCUCAGAGAAGACCAGUCAGGAGGAGGGGGCUACAUGCUGGGCUGUGA
Anas platyrhynchos (mallard) is the source of this 1113-nucleotide messenger RNA. The record is from RefSeq and is a predicted model, not a curated record. NCBI's taxonomy places the organism in Eukaryota, Metazoa, Chordata, Aves, Anseriformes, Anatidae.